Messenger RNA from Daldinia caldariorum, 1680 nucleotides. RefSeq names its product glucosidase II beta subunit-like protein-domain-containing protein. Gene Ontology annotation, biological process: N-glycan processing. Gene Ontology annotation, cellular component: glucosidase II complex. Bases 1 to 1680 code for a protein of 559 amino acids. The transcript is spliced from 3 exons. The record is from RefSeq and is a predicted model, not a curated record. Lineage: Eukaryota; Fungi; Ascomycota; Sordariomycetes; Xylariales; Hypoxylaceae.
AUGCGCCAAUCUCAGGCCUUGGUGCUUCUCGGCGUCGCAGCCCGGAAUGGGUUUGCUAUAGCUGGUUCUCUACCUCGUGGAGUUGGUCCAGAGUUUGUUAAAUUCUACGAAGCCAAAGAUACCUUCACUUGCAUAGGCCAUCCCUCGAUAGCCAUCCCUGCCUCCCGAGUUAAUGACAACUCGUGUGACUGUCCAGAUGGUACAGACGAGCCUGGUACGGCCGCCUGUGCACUCUUGGAUCGACUCUCCCCGGAGCAACCUUUGCCUGCUUCUCUCUCCGGUACCACCAACACCACAAAUGCUCUACCGGGUUUUUGGUGUGAGAACAAGGGCCAUGUUGGCUCAUACGUCCCUUUCAUGUACGUAAACGACGGUGUUUGCGAUUACGAUCUCUGCUGCGAUGGCAGUGAGGAAUACGGAAAUGUGGGCGGAGUUAAAUGCGAGAAUAAAUGUGCGGAAAUCGGCAAAGAAUGGAGAAGAAUAGAAAAGGAGCGGAAAGACAACUUGGAGCGAGCAAAUAAGCGCCGAAGGACCAUGGUGAAAGAAUCUAAGGAAUUACGCCGCCGGGUCGAGGCCAAGAUUGCGAGUCUCACGGAAGAGAUUAAAGAGCUUGAAGCUAAGCGAGACGAAUUGAAAGUUAAGCUAGACGAGGUUGAGCGUCAGGAACGCUUCAAAGUCGUCAAGAACGAAGGGCCUGGGAAGCUUGGUGUGCUGGCCGGACUGGCUAAAACGAGAGUCAAUGAGCUGCGAGACACGUUGAGCAAAGUCAUGGGUGACCGCAAUAAGCUCACAGCCAAGGUCCAGGAGUUGGAAAGCAUCCUAGCAACUUUCAAGGAAGAAUACAAUCCUAACUUCAACGACGAGGGCGUCAAGAAGGCUGUCAGAGCCUGGGAAGAUUAUGCCGCUAAGAAGGCCGGAGAGGCCCAAGAACAGCUCAACGAGAAUGACAUCACAGAAGUCCUGAAGGAGGACAGCGAGGAGUCUGGUAUCAACUGGAAGGAGUUUGAAGAAGACGAAGCAACGGACACCGAUAUUCUAUACAGUUUGGAGGCCUAUCUUCCUGGCCCGCUUCGCGAAUUCCUUCACGACAAGAUCAACUAUCUGCGGAUAUGGCUGAUCGAAAACGGUAUUCUGGCUGAUACGAGCUCUGGGCAGAGCGAAUCACGUCUCGUCAGAGCUGCUCGAGAGGCCCACGACUCUGUUGCCAACGACGUCAACGCCAAGAGGCGGACGCUGGAAGAGCAUCAGCAGGAUUUACAGAAGGACUAUGGCCAAGACGAUAUCUUCCGGUAUCUGAAGGGCAAGUGCAUCACGACCGAGGCCGGUGAGUACGAGUACGAGCUGUGCUGGUUGGACAAAACUAGCCAGAAGAGCAAGAAGGGCGGGGGAAAGACGACCAUGGGUAACUUCGAUCGGGUCGACUUCGACGAGUCAGAUGAAGAAGAGCGUCAUGAUGGCAAGGGACUCGGCCGAGGCAAGCGCAUGGUUCUAAAAUACGAAAACGGUCAAGGCUGCUGGAAUGGCCCCAACCGUAGGACGGACGUUUGGCUUGCCUGUGCCGAGACGGAGGAGUUAUGGCGGGUCAGCGAAUUGGAGAAGUGUGUUUAUAAGAUGGAAGUUGGCACACCUGCUGUUUGCGAAGAGGUAGUAGAGCCUGGCCAUGCUAAGGACGAAUUGUGA